This is a messenger RNA of Lycium barbarum (goji berry), 2034 nucleotides long. Its product is annotated as transcription factor bHLH112. The transcript is spliced from 7 exons. Gene Ontology annotation, biological process: regulation of transcription by RNA polymerase II. The coding region runs from base 249 to 1610 and encodes 453 amino acids. Gene Ontology annotation, cellular component: nucleus. NCBI's taxonomy places the organism in Eukaryota, Viridiplantae, Streptophyta, Magnoliopsida, Solanales, Solanaceae. The record is from RefSeq and is a predicted model, not a curated record. Gene Ontology annotation, molecular function: DNA-binding transcription factor activity, RNA polymerase II-specific; RNA polymerase II cis-regulatory region sequence-specific DNA binding; protein dimerization activity.
AUCUUCUCUUUUUUACAAUGUCAACCUGAUUCCUGUAGUUUCUCUUCCCACCCACCCCUCAACUCCACCCCACCCCCUAUAUACUGUUUAUAUACCUAUAUAUAUGUGUAUAUAAAUACAACUCUCAGUUCAUAAAUUCAGUUUCAUGUCAUACCAGAAAAACAAGUACUAUACUACUCAAGCUUUUCAAGUUGAAACAAGAACAAGAACUAUAGUUUUACUACUGGACAAAACAAAUUAAAGUGGAUAUGGCUGAUGAAUUUCAAGCUGGUGUUUGUGGAGGAAACUGGUGGAAUUCAAGUAGAAGUAUAAUUGGUUCAUCACUAUGUGCAUCUUCAGUUCCAAUAGGAAACUCCAACUUUGCAUGGUCAAAUGACUUGUUGAAUAUGAAAUCCUCAUGUAGGUCUAAUGACGAAUCUGGUAAUUCCGAUGAAUCUGUUGUUCUUCAAGAAUUACCCAAACAUGACUCCACUCUACACAUGUUGGGUAUUGGCCUUUCUUCAUCAACUUCAUCUCCAACUCCUGAUUGGAAUCAUACCUUGAUCCAUGGAAAUGAGAGGGCUGAUAGCUAUCCUUCAAUACUACAAGAAGACCUUAAUAAUUCAAGCCUGAAUUACCAGCAAGAAACUGGGGUUGAUUGUUCAAGCAACUCAUUUAAACAAGAUUUCACUUUAGGCAUGAAUCAUCCAAUCACUAGCUCAACUAACAUUGAUCAAUCCACUGUGAUUUCUUCAACUUUUCCAAUGAGCUCUUCAUUUUCUAGUUAUCCUUCAGUACUUCAAACUUUAUUUGAUAAUGAUCCUCCUCCUCCUUCUCAUCCUCAACAACAACCACAAUUACAACAAUAUUUCUUUAUUAAUAAUAACCAGCAGCCAAUGAAUUUCCCAUCAUCAUCCUUAAACUAUAGGCCGGAUUUGAAUGACUUUUCACCUUCUUUGCCUAAAUUUCCUUCCUUGUUGAGGCCUUCAUCAGCUUUACCGAAACAAACACCUUCGAAUAAUUUUCCCUACUCUAAUCCUCCAUCUCUCUACAAUACAUCAUCAGCCACAUGCUUAAACAAUAUGCGUGGAAAUCUUUUGCCUUCGAUGCAUCAACAAUUGCUGCAGUCACCAACAUUUAACGGAAAAACCAGUGGUCCUAACGUUACUGCCAAGUCUAAUGUUGAAGAAUUAAGAGAGUCGAGGUCGAGCUCAUCACAGGCUAAGAAAAGUGGCACCAAUGAACCAACAUUGAAGAAGGCAAGAAUAGAGACACCAUCACCAUUGCCAACUUUUAAGGUCAGAAAAGAGAAAUUGGGGGACCGGAUUACAGCUCUCCAGCAAUUGGUCUCACCUUUCGGAAAGACUGAUACUGCUUCAGUUCUACAUGAAGCUAUUGAGUACAUCAAGUUUCUCCAUGAUCAAGUCAAUGUUCUUAGUACUCCUUAUUUGAAAAAUGGAUCAACCCCUCAACACCAACAGACUGUUGAUAAGGUUACGGAUCAAGAAGGAUCAAAACAAGAUAUGAGGAGCCGAGGGUUGUGCCUUGUACCAAUAUCGAGUACUUUCCCUGUAGCAACUGAAACUACUACAGAUUUUUGGACUCCAAAUUUCUCGGGUACAUUCAGAUAGAGACAUAUAAUCAAUUAGCAGAAGCUGGAGAGGUUAUUUUUAGCUAAUUUGGUAAAGAGAAGGAAAAAAAGAGAAGAAAAAACAGCAAGAGAAAAGGGAAAAAGGGAAAGUGAGUACCAUCCAAAAGAAGACAGCCAAUACUGGUCCAUCUACAGGCAGAAUGAUGUAUUAAGUAGGCUAAGUACAUGAUUAUAGAGGAUUGGAUAAUUAAUGUAGAGCUGUAAUAACAUUAAUUACUAAUAAUUUGGGAUUAGGAACAGGAACAGGUGCUAAAUUUAGCUGAUGAGUUUUUAGAUUAGUUUAUUUAACAUUUGUGUUUAUGUUUUGUGUACGUUGUUGUUGGUGUUGGUUGAGCUGAAUUUAGCACAUCAUAAGGAACUUUUUGUUCCUGUUUCUAUAUUUAUAUUAAGCAGGUUAUGAGUUA